Molecule: messenger RNA, 4462 nt
Organism: Scleropages formosus (Asian bonytongue)
Lineage: Eukaryota; Metazoa; Chordata; Actinopteri; Osteoglossiformes; Osteoglossidae
Product: secretory carrier-associated membrane protein 1-like
Exons: 9
Coding region: 174-1187 (337 amino acids)
Biological process (GO): protein transport
Cellular component (GO): recycling endosome membrane; trans-Golgi network membrane
Source: RefSeq, a predicted model, not a curated record
UUGCUGCCGAAGAGAGCCGAAAGUGAGCUGGUAGUUACAGCGAGCCCGACGGCGAGAGAGGAGGGGGGUCGGCCCUUCUGGUUUCUCUUUUUUUUUUUGAUUACUGGAUGUACAAGUGAUUUAGAAAGAAAAGCGAAGAGACGUUUUUUUCCCUCUCUCUCUCUCUCCGAAGAAUGUCCGAUUUCGAUAGCAACCCGUUUGCAGACCCGGACUUUACUAACCCGUUUCAGGAUCCCUCAGUGACACAAGUAACACAAAAUGUCCCGCCAGGUUUGGAAGAAUACAACCCUUUCACAAACACAAAACCGGCAUCAGCGGCCACAGCCUCCAAAAUGCCCCCCACCACUAACACGCAGCCGGCCAUCAUGAAACCGACAGAGGAGCCCCCAGCGUACACACAGCAGCAGACGCAGGACCAGGCUCGGGCUCAGGCAGAGCUGUUGAGGCGCCAGGAGGAACUUGAGAAGAAGGCGGCUGAGCUGGAUCGUCGGGAGAGGGAGAUGCAGUCUCUUAGUGCAUCGGGAGGAAGGAAAAACAACUGGCCCCCUCUUCCGGAGAAGUUCCCUGUGGGGCCCUGUUUCUACCAUGACAUCGCUGUAGACAUACCUGUAGAAUUUCAGAAGACAGUCAAGAUCAUGUACUAUCUAUGGAUGUUCUAUGCAGGGACGCUGUUUGUGAACAUCUUUGGCUGCCUGGCCUGGUUCUGUGUGGACGCGUCACGAGGAGUGGACUUCGGCCUGGCCAUGCUCUGGUUCAUGCUCUUCACGCCCUGCUCCUUUGUCUGCUGGUACAGACCGCUGUAUGGCGCCUUCAGAAGUGACAGCUCCUUCCGGUUCUUUGUCUUCUUCUUCGUCUACAUCUGUCAGUUUGGCGUGCACGUGUUCCAGGCCAUCGGCAUCGCCAGCUGGGGAGCGUGCGGGUGGAUCUCGGCCCUCACGGGCCUCAACAAGAGCAUCCCGGUCGGCAUCAUCAUGAUCCUGAUCGCAGCCCUCUUCACCGCCUCCGCUGUCAUCUCGCUCAUCAUGUUCAAGAAGGUCCACGGUCUGUAUCGCACCACGGGCGCCAGCUUCGAGAAGGCCCAGCAAGAGUUUGCCACCGGCGUCAUGUCCAACAAGACGGUCCAGACAGCGGCAGCCAACGCGGCCUCCAGCGCAGCUAGGGGGGCUUUCAAGGGAGACCAGAUCUGAGCGCCCCCAUCCUCAUCUCCUCAUCCCAGCUCCUGUAACCACACUCACAAUACAUUGCUCACACUACCUUACAGUACCUUACUGACCUGGCCACACUCCCUUUUAUACUUAACCCCUUUCAUCGAGGACUCCGCCUGUCUUUUAAUUUAAUUUUCUCAGAUGACCCACUUGACUCCGACUCCAGCCAUCCACACUUGCGGACCUGUCCAUCAGUGUCCAUGCCUGGGUUUUUGAGUUGGAAGGACAACAAUUUGUCACUUGAUACACUUCCUUGUCACCGUUCAGUCGUCCUCGUGACCCUUCCGUGCUCCGUUAAACACCGGGAGGGUGUGCGAAAGGGUCAUGUUGCAGAAGCAGCAGUGCGGGUUGGCUAUGUCUUCUGGACAAGAAGUGUGCCCUCCCUGUCUUCCCUGUGCUCCAGCAUGACCCAUGCUGUCAGUGCUCUCCACUGAUGUGCAGCUUCGCCAACUAAAACCGCCCUCUGCAUUCCUCUUGACAGCCAUCGGUCGAGGCUGGAGAAAACCGCCCGUUCGGAACUUCACUCUGUUCUCUUUUGAUUAAUUAUUACUUGACUGCAGCACUUUUGCGUAUUGAUUUCAGUCCCGUGACGCUGUACAGUAUGCCUGAGUGAAUUAACGGUACAACGUCCUCAUUCGAGAAGCGAGAGCAUCGUUUAGUUAAACGCGUACUUUAAAGUGCUAUAACGGAUUGGCGAGCUUUCUUAGAAACGGGAGCAAAGCAAUUCUCUAGUUGUUGCAUCCUGGUUGACAGCACAGUCGAUGCUCUUCCCGAUGCCAAAGCAGACCUCGGGCGACGCAGCGCUCUCCGGCGACCGCGGGAGUCCCGAGGCCAACUGGCUUAGCGGCAGGGGCCUCGUAGUUGUUACUGUGUGCCUAGGGUGUUUCCCACGAGUUGCCUUGGGGUGUUUGGAGCUCAACCGAAACCUUCUCCUCGCUUCUCCGCACGAGCUGCGCGUUCCUGCGGGAACCGCUCGGCGUCCUGUUUCCCCAGGAACCCCGCAGACACCCGUCCAUCGGCGGACAGCGGAGCGCGUUCGCCGCGACUCCCCGGUGUCCAGCCUGCCUGCCGGCUUUUCAUCGCCGCAUAUCGCUCAUCAAACGUUCGCCGCUUUCAGUGGUCGUAAUUGAUCUCAUGGAUUAAGGAACUUUUUAAAAAAUGUGACCGGUGAGGAUUUGGGACUGUUAGAAGUGCUCGGGAUAAUCGGGGUUUGCGUAGUGCUCCGGAAGGAACUUUAGUUACUAAACGUCCGAUUUUAUUAGGCACGUCGCUAGACUUCAGCUGAAACCCAGUCAGAAAGAGCUGCUCGACUGCAGUCGCAUCAGUGUUUCCUUACUUUUCGUUCCCAUUUGACAGCCACUCGGUCACCUCGUGACUGGUUGUGCCUUCCUAUGUGCACAUGCAAAUACAAGAGCAGCGCCUUUUUCCUCAUGUUGCUAAAGAAGCAAGUAGCUGUUGUUAAAGUGUCCGGUGUGCCGUUGUGUCCGUGGUAACAUUUCGCCCGUUCGAUGGUGGCCUGCAGGUGUCUGCGAGGAUCUGCAGUUACCGCAUCCCCUCGUUUACCGCUCGUUGUAACCUCACCGCCACCCCCUUUCCACUGAGCGUUGUGAGUGUCACUCUGUGUUUCCAUCACACUGCUCUGUGAGCCCAUCCCUGCCUUCUGUGUUUCUGUACAAUUUAAAAACGCCGUAUUUCCCUCCAUAUAAAUGUGAAUUAGGCGCUGGCCUUCUGGAAAGCUGAAAUUCUGGAACUGAAUGCUCUGUGGACUAUAGAUGAAUGGAAAAUGAGGAACACGAUCCCAGCUCUAGUGUCUUAUUUCGUGCUUAGUGGUUCCAUGCCGUGGCCGCCUCAGGGUCGUAGACCACGUAUUUGUAAUUCCUGCAAAGUGAAGGGACUCAUGGGUUCCAUAGAUAUGAAAUAUAUCCCACCUUUACAGUGAAAACACACUCUGAUGUUUUUCAAGCCGUACUCCUCAGGAUUCAGGCGCGUGACCACGACUAAUGACUUCACUAGCAACCUUGUGUCCUUCAGCCAAGUGUGGAGGUAAGAAUGGAAUUAAAAUCCACAGAAGCAUAAGAGAAAUUGAACCGCUAACUUGCUAUUAAUAACUACUGGCACCUUAUCUCCCAGUCAACAUUGCUGUCAGCUUAUUUAGUCUGUGAUUUCGUAGUAAAGGCUUCUGGGAAUUUGAUCACAUGCAACAUGUUCUGAUUUAAUUUUGGAGAUUUAGCAGAAAGAAAUAUUUAAGGUUUAUCUUCUAGUCAAUACAGAGCCCUGAUGACUUUUUUUUUUUUUUUUUUAAAUAAUGCAUUUUGGGAAAUAUAACCCCCAGUCUUGGAGUAAAUAAAUGGGUGGGUUUAAAAGGAUUAUUUAGCUAUCAGUUUGUUUUACUGCCAUCUUUAUUAGUUUUUCUGCAGUAGCGGGUUAUUUGUCUCUGGCUUUUCACCUGCCCGGUCACUGAAGUUCUCUGACAGUGUAACAGUGCGCUGUUACCGUGUCCCAUCUGGAAACCCGUGUGGAAAUAUCCUGAGGGACGAGGCCUGACAGGGACGUAUCUGUUCGGUGCAGUUCCAGUCAUAUUUAUUCACUGAUGGUUUGCUUCUGUAUGCAUUCCUCUCUUCCUUGAUGCAGGGUUCGAAAGCUCCUCUUUCUUAUAAGCUCUAGAUUUUUUUUUUGUUUUCCCAGAAUGUGUAUUUAUUCAGAUUUUUUUUUUUUAUUUUUAAUUAUAAAUUUUACCAAUAGAAAGGUAUCUCCUUGUGGUUUCUGUGUGCGUUGGUGUGUGUGCAAUUUUUUUAAAAAAUUCAAAUGAAUGGCACCUGAAUGUUCCUGUUAAAAUGCUUUUUUUGGUCAUUUUGUUUUAAAUCGUUUUAUAAGAAGUUGACUUAAUUGGAAAUUCCGAGAAAGUAAACUGAUGACAUGUAUUUUCUCUGCUUUGCAACUGUGGCUUUAAGUUUGACAUUUUAAUCAGUUACAGAAUUAUGUAGUUGAAACACUGAAAAGAAAACGGAAAUACUCUUGAAUCAGUAUACGAUUUUGGACUUGAGUAUAUUUAAAUCAGACCUUAAGGGAUAUUUGUAUAUUUUGUAAAAUUAACAAUUGGGUCUGCCAUGGUCAUGGAUUUCAUUGUACUGUACAAAUGCACUCGUCUCUCCCUCCGUCGCAUGUUGAGUGGUUUUGAGUUUUGUAUAUUUAUUGUAUUAACACUAAAUAAAAUUAAAAAGGCAACUGAUUACCUGCUUCCCAGCAGUGAUCCCCCU